GGGCUCAGCUUCAGCUUCUCAGCUUCAGUGAAACAUCGUCAGGUCAGAUCACUGAGAAGAACAAUGGAAGGCACAUCUCACUGUCUGAUCUUUCUGAUCUUCUUGCUGAGCUGCUCAACAGAUCCAGUCCUCCCAGUUCGUCUGACUGUGAGUCCCAGCAGAUCUCAGUUCUUUGAAGAUGAAUCUGUGACUCUGACCUGUGAGGAUGGAUGGACUGUGAGGAGAAACACAACCAGAGGAAACAUAACUCAGUGUGGAGAUCAAUGGGGAGAAGAUGAUGGUUCCUCCUGCAGCCUGAUCUACCUCCUCCCAUUAGAUACUGGUCUGUACUGGUGUGAGUCCAUGUCUGGAUCCUCCAGCAGCAGCAGCAGCAUCCAGCUCUCUGUCUCUGGUGGAUCAGUGAUCCUGCAGAGUCCUGUCCUCCCUGUGAUGGAGGGAGAUGACGUCACUCUGAGCUGCAGAGCAAAGAAUCCAACCCACAACCUCCCAGCUGCUUUCUAUAAAGAUGGCUCCUUCAUUGGUGAUGAAACUACUGGCAACAAGACUCUCAACUCAGUGAAGAAAUCUGAUGAAGGCCUCUAUAAAUGUAAUGUCAAAGGUCAUGGAGAGUCUCCAUCCAGCAGGAUCUCUGUCAAAGAGAAACCAUCAACCACUUCUGGUCCUCCACCCUCUCCAUCCUCUCCAUCCUCUCCACCUUCCUCCCAGUCUGGUCUCUUCAUCCCUCUAUCAUCUGUGAUUGUUGUGGUUUUCCUGCUGGUUCUACUGGUUUUACUGGUUCUGCUGGUUCUGCUGGUGAGACGACGUCUUCAGAGAAAACCUGAAGGAAAUCAAGACGUUGGAGAGGAAAGUAUCACUUACAGCGACAUCAACGUUUCUCAUCAUCCACGACAGAAAAACAAAUCAAAUGAAGAUAUUUUUACAGUUGCAGUUUUUUCUCUGAAGUUCAGGACGAAUCAGUAAUAUUCUGAGAUCAUCCACCGGACCAGAACCAGAG
Xiphophorus maculatus (southern platyfish) is the source of this 994-nucleotide messenger RNA. Its product is annotated as high affinity immunoglobulin gamma Fc receptor I-like. Gene Ontology annotation, biological process: cell surface receptor signaling pathway. The coding region runs from base 64 to 960 and encodes 298 amino acids. NCBI's taxonomy places the organism in Eukaryota, Metazoa, Chordata, Actinopteri, Cyprinodontiformes, Poeciliidae. Gene Ontology annotation, molecular function: transmembrane signaling receptor activity. The transcript is spliced from 8 exons. The record is from RefSeq and is a predicted model, not a curated record.